This is a messenger RNA of Grus americana (Whooping crane), 1356 nucleotides long. Its product is annotated as V-type proton ATPase subunit S1-like protein. The record is from RefSeq and is a predicted model, not a curated record. NCBI's taxonomy places the organism in Eukaryota, Metazoa, Chordata, Aves, Gruiformes, Gruidae. The transcript is spliced from 7 exons. Gene Ontology annotation, cellular component: proton-transporting V-type ATPase complex. The coding region runs from base 21 to 1058 and encodes 345 amino acids.
AGGGACUGGCUCUCUUCUCAAUGGAAAGAAACGCUGCCCUUGGGUUCCUGCUGCUUUUUCUGCAUGUGGGAUUCGCAGUCUCUGUGGAGCAAAUGAUUGCAACAGCGGACGGCAGUUCACGUGUGUUUUCAGAUCAAGAUUCUCUGCAAAGAAAUGGUGGACUUUAUGAUGGUGGUGUGAAGCCAAAAUUUAACGUAAAUCAAGUAGCAGUUACCCAGGUUGUCAGCUACAACUUGAGCAGGAAAGGACAGUGGGAAAGAGGAUCCUGGAGGCCGUUCACCCACAGCCAAUAUAGCCCUCUCAACGUCACAGUUAAUGGCAUCCCCUGCAUUCUCUUCUGGGCCAAGAGGAUCAUGAUAAAGUUUGAAAACCACACACAGCUGGAUUUGACAGAGAAGACGUUUGGUGUCCAUGCAACAGUGGAUGUUGGAGAUUCAAACUGCAGUGAAGACAAUGCAAUGCUUUCUCUGAAGUUUGGUGACAUUGGCAAUCUAAAGGGACUUGUUAUUAGAUUCUUAUUAACAACCAGUUAUUACCAGCUGUCUGUUCAGAACUGGUUCAGUUUACACAGGCUGCAGCUUCUUUACAACCACUCCAUACAAGCGACGUUUAAUGCAACCAGAAUAUAUGCACCGGCAAGUUACUCCUACCACUGUGAACAUGUGAGCAGCUUGCAGAGAUACGAUGCGCUCCUCAUACCCAGCUCUGCAAAUGAUCUUUCAAAGCUUUGGGAAGUCACUUUUACUGAUUUCCAGAUUCAAGGUUUUAACAUUCAAGAAGGACAUUUUGCCUACGCAAAAGACUGUGCGUCCUUUUUCUCUCCAGCAAUACUUAUGGGAUUGGUUAUGUCCCUGAUUCUGCUGCUGGUUCUUGCCUAUGCUCUUCAUAUGUUGAUCCACCUGAAAUCUCUUGACAGGCACUACGAAUGCAAAGCUUCUCCUGCCUAUUUUGCACAGAUGAAAGACAAUGACAUGGGGGAUGAGAAAGAGCCACUGAGAAGUGGUGGGAAUGAGCCCUAUGAACUUAGAAACCAACAGUUCUGUAAAAUCUAUAUUUAGCAGUAUGUGUCUGUCUGAGUGAAACAAGUGGUAUUUUCUUCUGCUGGCACUGUUGUAUGUAGUUUGUGCAGAUUUUUCACCAAAUGAUGAAGGGAAAAGUUGGUAACAGUCUGUUUAGCCGGUUAUUGUCUGUUAUUUAUUGAUAACCAUCUCAAAGAUGCCUUGGGAAACAAGGUGAGAGAAAAAAAAAUGCCAUUGCGACUAAGAGAUUUCACGUGAUGGGAGUUUAUUCCUGUAGUACCAAACCAAAAUGCAUAUCUUUUCAACCAGCUUACCAAGUCGUGAAGAACAAAUCAGU